AUGGCGCUUAAGGCCCGGAUUGAAAAUGGCGUCGUCUACUCUCCCUAUCCGUCGGAGCCCGUACCUCAAAUGUCGCUUUUCCAGGUGGUCAGACAGUGCCUCGAGCAACACGGAAACAGAACAGCUGUGGUCUGGGAGGACGAACAAAUCACUUUCGCUGAGCUCCUUAAGAUGUUCCAGCAAUACGCCGCUGGGUUCCAGAGGCACGGAGUGAAGAGAGGCGAAAAGGUCCUGGUGCAUUUGGACAAUUCCCUGGAGAACAUGAUCGCCAUGUACAGCGUCGUGUUCGCAGGAGGAGUUGCUGUGUUGUCGGAGCCUAUCUUGUCAAAUGAGAAUAUUCUCCAUAUGAUUCAAGAUAGCGACGCCACCCAUAUCCUCACCACAGCGAGUGAAGCUAGUCGAUUCUGCGACAUGCGUGAGAAGCUGGACAUGAAGGGCUACUUCACCACAGGAACCGCUCCUGGAUUCGUUUCUGCGACCGAGUUCAAAGAACUCAGUGAGAGAACCUACCGGGAAUUCCCAGUGGAGGAGCCAAAGAACGAACUUGUCGUGCUUUUGUACACGUCCGGCACAACGGGUCGACCGAAGGCCGUGGAACACACGCACUACAGCAUUGCGGCUUCUUUACCUCGCUCAGGGUAUUAUCAAGCUUCCGGUGAUCACGAUGUCGCUGCUUCCUGGGUACCCAUUACAGCGGCUAUGGGGUUUCGGAAUUAUCUUCGACUGGCCUGUUCUGGAGCGAGGACUGUUCUUCUGUCGAAAUCAGCUGGGAUAGAAAAAAUGCUAGACACAAUGAAAAAGUACAAGGUGACCACGUUGUUUGGGAGUGUGCCCUGGAUUGUCCUGCUUGCCAAGACGAUGGAGAAAGAAGGCAUUCGGCUGGAUAGCCUGAAGACUGUCAGCAGUUGUAGUGUAAAGCUCACAGACCACACUCUGAGUCAGCUUGAGCCGUCGUUUGACCUGAAUAUCGUCAAAAAUACUUACGGAACGGCGGAAAUCGGCGGGGUGUGUAAACCUCCCAUGAAUUUAUCCAAGUGGAACGGCAUUGGAUUCCCAUCUCCGAUGGUACAAAUGAAGGUUGUGGACAUCGAGAGUGGGAAAGUGCUUGGCCCGAACGAAAGCGGAGAACUGCUCGUGAAGUCGCCAACUUCCAUGAGGGGCUAUUACGGAAAUCCGGAAGCUACGUCUCAGGCGAUUACACUCGACGGUUGGGUACGAACAGGUGAUAUCUGCUACUACGACGAAGAGGGCCGGUUCUUCUACGUGGAGCGAAUGAGCCAGUUCUUCCGAUGCAUGGGAAUCAACGUCGCACCUUCCUCCAUUGAGAGUGUAUUGCUCAGCCACGAGGAAGUUGAAGCAGCGGCGGUCAUUGGCGUUCCUCAUCCACGGUACGAGGAGGCGGCCAUGGCGUUUGUUGUGUUGAAAACAUCUUGCGAAAAAAUCACCGAGGCAGCGCUCCAAGAAUUUGUUGCAGACAAACUUGGAAACUACAUGCACCUGCAUGCGGGCGUAAAGUUUGUUGACAAGAUUCCAAAAGACGUCAACGGCAAAGUCAUCAGAAAGAAACUGCGGAUUCUUCAUGGAGGCGACUAG
Ixodes scapularis (black-legged tick) is the source of this 1593-nucleotide messenger RNA. Its product is annotated as 4-coumarate--CoA ligase 1. The record is from RefSeq and is a predicted model, not a curated record. The transcript is spliced from 9 exons. Bases 1 to 1593 code for a protein of 530 amino acids. Gene Ontology annotation, molecular function: CoA-ligase activity. NCBI's taxonomy places the organism in Eukaryota, Metazoa, Arthropoda, Arachnida, Ixodida, Ixodidae.